Molecule: messenger RNA, 672 nt
Organism: Camellia sinensis
Lineage: Eukaryota; Viridiplantae; Streptophyta; Magnoliopsida; Ericales; Theaceae
Source: RefSeq, a predicted model, not a curated record
AUGAAGCCUAACAGUAUAAGAGACAAAGUCAGACAGGGGAGAGUCUUUACCCUUAUUCCUAGUGAUGUUCAGAAUACAGAGGCUGUGGUCUCAGGUUCCACUCAUUCCUUUGUUUUGAAAACAUUUGCUUCUAAUUUGAAUAGACCUAUGGACCCAUUGAAUUGUGUAUUGUGUGUGUCUUCACCUUCUGGGGGCUCUAUGAUAUGUGCUUCUAUUUAUCCUACAUGUGAAAUUUUAAUUGGGGAUGUUCACUUAUAUGCUAAUUUGAUUUCUGUUGAUAUGGAUCAUUUUGAUAUAAUUUUGGGAAUGGACUGGUUAAGUAAAUAUCAUGCGACCAUUGAUUGUAUGUCUAAGCAAGUUGUCUUCCGACCUUUGGGACAACAUGAAUUUACUUUUGCGGGGCAUGGAGUAAUUCCUCCACCUUAUUUGAUAUCAGCCAUGAAAGCAUGUAAAUUAUUGCAAAAGGGUUGUCAGGGCUAUUUGUGUAGUAUUCUGCAUGUACAACCAGCAAAUGUGUGUGUUGAUAAUAUUCUUAUCAUCCGUGAGUUUCCGGAUGUUUUCCCAGAUGACUUGCUAGGGAAUUUGGUAGAUCGUGAAAUUAAGUUCGUAAUUGAUGUUGUGUCGAGAACUCAACCAAUUUCAAAGGCUCCUUACAGAAUGUCAAUGGCAUAA